CACGAACCGACCAUGCCUGACGCCCAGUCUGCCCCAGCCGACACCAGACAUGCCCAGGUAGACCUCAAGGACACCACGCUUGUCCUUUCAAACGACGCCCAGUGGCAUACCGCCCAGGUCAACCAAUACCCAACAUGGUUCGAGGCCCGUGGCUAUUGCGGCCUGGACGACUUUAUUGAGCGGCGUCGCCCGUUCUUCGACCCUGCCGCGCCGUGGAAUGCGGCAAACGGAAAGCGAACACAGUUGACAUGGGCACUGGUACCCCGCAGUGAUCCGGACACAGAAAACAUACUCUGUGGAUGCGAGACCUAUGUCCGCCCAGCGAUCUAUCUCCCCCCUGGCGCAUCUGAGCCCGUCGACUGUAUCAGCUACGGCGUAGCGUGCGUCUACACUAACGCCGCCCAUCGUGGUUAUGGCUAUGCGCGCCACAUGAUGCGACUCCUUCACUACAUACUCGCGCCGCCAGCUACGCUCCCGCCUUUCCCCUCCGCAUGGGGUGCACCUCCCGCUAUUCCUCAAGGCAUGCAAAAUGCGGCCUUUAGCGUGCUCUACAGCGGCGUUGGAGAGGAGUUCUACGCAAAGUGCACUAAAGGCGAACAUGAGCCAGGGUACAUUAGAGAGAACCUCGUCAUACGGCAGUGGAACAUCAAGCCUUCCUGCGGUUUACAUGAUCAGGAAGGCUGGACUUGGCUGCGCCGCGCAGAUCUUCCGGCGUGGGAGAAGGAGGCAUCGCGGCGCAUUCGCCGCGACCUUUGCAAGGAGGGGGAUGAACGCAAGAUCCGCCUGGCGAUUUUGCCUGAUCCGGGUUGCUUUGAAGUCCACGCCGUGCGAUAUGAGGUCAUCCCGGGCGCGCGGCCGGAGGCAACGAACGGACUCGUACUUGCAGAGGUGGACGGAGAGCGUCCGUUCUUCACGUACAGUAUCAAGCCGGGGCCGCGCAAGAAAUGGAGCGCUAAAGAGGAGUCUUCGCCUGAGGUUGAGACCACCGCCGCGCCAGACGUAGAGACCUCAACGAGGCCGUACGACCCACACGCCUGCGAUCGCAUCGUCAUCAUGCACGCGACACCCGGCGUGCCGUGGCACGCGGUUGUGGCUGCCGCAACCCGUGAGGGCGUUACCCGCAUCGAAGCAUGGCAGGGUUACGGAUGGGAUGAGGAGGCAGGUGGCGCCGUCAGGCUUCCUGAAGAAAACUUGCCAUGUCUGGCCGUCUACGGGUGGCGCGACGACGAGGUCGAGUGGGAGUUCGAUGAGAAAUACACGUGGUUGUAAGCGUGGCAAAAGGCUGCGCAUACGGGAUGAACCAGAGAAUGGGGUGGAUCCGACGCCGCAGCAAGCUCUCGGUCGGGAAAGGUUGAGAGCCGUGCUCGCUGAAGUUACUAAUCUUGGUUAUGGAAUCAAGCCCACAUUGAGAUGAGCACACUUUGCACAUCGGGCAAUGUGGGCCAUUGCAACUGC
Cutaneotrichosporon oleaginosum is the source of this 1455-nucleotide messenger RNA. RefSeq lists its product as uncharacterized. The record is from RefSeq and is a predicted model, not a curated record. NCBI's taxonomy places the organism in Eukaryota, Fungi, Basidiomycota, Tremellomycetes, Trichosporonales, Trichosporonaceae.